Molecule: messenger RNA, 3040 nt
Organism: Girardinichthys multiradiatus
Lineage: Eukaryota; Metazoa; Chordata; Actinopteri; Cyprinodontiformes; Goodeidae
Product: proteoglycan 4-like
Exons: 4
Coding region: 183-1403 (406 amino acids)
Source: RefSeq, a predicted model, not a curated record
UGCUGAAGUUUUUAUUUUAAAUCUUUGAUUCUAGUUUAGGGUAAAGAACCUGUCUUUAGUUUUGAAUGUUUAACUUUUUAAUUCGGCCUCUUAUUUUAAAGUUUCUUUGUGUUUAGUUCAGGCUCUUAUUUGGAAACUGGUCUCUGUGUUUGAGGCUCUUAUUCUGAAGACUCCGUCAGCUGAUGAGGUCAGAUCGUGUCUCCAUGAGGGAGGCUGUUCAGAGUGUGUGCUCAGUCUGUGCAACACACACACCUGAGACCAGCACCAUGGAUCUGGACCCCACCGUCAUCAUCCCCGCCGUCCUCUUCACUGUGGUCGCGGUUUAUUUGGCUUCAUCGCUGCUCAGCAGGAAGCCCGACAGACCCUCCUCUUCCUCAGCCGGGACCAACAAGCCCAAAGUUGGAUACGGAGACGAAGUUCCUCCGUCCAGGGGGCUGGAAGAACCGCUGUUCUCUCUGGGACCAGAACCAGCAGAGAAGAACCGGGGCGUCCCGGAUCUGAAAGUGAAGGCUGUCUCAGAACCCGCUCCAGAACCAGUGACAGUACGAAAAGAAGUCCUCAAAAAAGCAGAGACCCAAGAAGAUUUUCCUGAACAAAUCCAAAUACAAGAAUCUUUUCCAGAGCCAGUAGAAGCUGCAGCACCUGUUGCAGCUAAAGAACCAGAACUUGCUGCAGAUUCAGUUAAAGAACUAGAACCUGUUAAGGAGACAGUAAAAGUACAGAAAACCUUUCCAGAACCGUUAGUAGCUCAGAAACGUUUCACUGAAACAGAAUAUGUGCCUGAACUAGCUCCAGAACCUGUGACAGUAACAGAGACUCUAGAAGAACCCCCUAUUGUACCAGAACCUGUUGUAGAAUCUGUCAAAGAGCCAGAGGCUGUACCAGAACCACUUGCAACCCCAGAACCUGAAUCAGCUGCAGCCUCAGAAUCCAAUCCUGUCCCAGAACCAGUUGGGGUUGCUGAUCCAGAGCCAGUAGUCCCUGAACCAGCAGCUGAAGUGGUCCAACAGUCAGAGACGAAACAACAAAAAGUUGAAAAAGCGGAGGAGUCUGCACCAGAACCAGCACCUGAAAAGUUCUCUGAACCCACUGAGCAUGUUGAAGAGGUGUCGAAAGAACCAGAGCAGGAGAUCUCUUUGAAUGAUGUUGCUGCAGCUGCAGAUGAGCUGGUGAUUACAGCUGAAAAUGAACCCAGCAACUUGGAGAUGCUGAUGAAGAAGGAGGAGGUGCAGGAGGAGCAGAGGGUGCAGCAGGAGCAGCUGGAAGCCAUAUUCCUGCUGCUCCAACAGAACCGGGAGCUUCUGGGCUCAGAGACUCUCAAAGACUCGGAGGAGCAGCUGAAGCUCAGCUCUACUUCAGAAACACCAACCAAGAUGACGUCCAUCCAUCGUCCCAACAUCUAAGGGUUACCAUGGAGACACCCUCAGAGACUCCAAGUUGUCUUCUGUGAAAAAGUAUUUGCCCCAUAUUUCACCAGCCACACCUGACCUGAUGACUGGCUGACCUGCUGAAUCAAGAACCUUUUUUGACAACAUAAAGUAAUAUAAAAGAAACCAAACAGCAACACAAUAUGUCCCGAUCUAAAGACCUUAGGAGCAAAUGAGAGACAAAGUCUCUGACAUUUCAGGACAGAGGUCAUAAUAAAUAAUAAUAAUAAUUAAAAAAAAACAUCUUGAUGAUCCUCAAGACUUUGGGAAAAUAUUCUGUGGACUGAUGAGUCAAAAAUGGACCUUUCUGCAGCUGUGUGUCCCCUUACAUCUGGUGUUCAACUAACACAGCAUUUCAGAAACAGAACAUCAUACCUGCAGUCAGACAUGGUGGUGGCAGUGUGAUGGUUUGGGCUGCUUUGCUGCUUCAGGACCUGGACGACUUGCUGUAAUUGAUGGAGCCAUGAGUUCUGAUCUCUAGCAGAACAUUUUUGAGAAUGUCCCGUCAUCAGUUCAUGACCCGAAGCCCAAGCUCACUAGGGUUCUGCAGGACACUGAUCCAGAACACAGCAAGUCCACCUCUGAAUGGCUGAGAAACAAAUGGGAGGUUUUAGAGGGGCCAGUAUUUAAAUCUGAUUCAGAUGAUAUUAAAUGACCUUUUACAUGCUGGAAAAACGUCCAAUAUGUUUGAAUUAAAUCAAUUCAGGAAAGCAGAGUGGGUCAGAAUUCCUCCACAGCGCUGUUAAAGACUCAGAUCCAGUGUUUGUGAAACCUGGUACUGAGAAUGGCUGCUGUUGCUGCUGCCAAGGCAGGAACCACCAGUUAUUAGGCUUAGGGGGUAAAUACUUUUCACACAGACCUAGGUUGCUUUGGAUGGUUUUCUUUCUCAUAAUUAAUUAAAUAAAUUUGAAAACUGUUUUUUGUUUUUACUCAUCUUUAAAAUAAAAAUCUAUUUGAUCUGAAACAUUCAAGUGUAAAAUAGCAAAAAAGUAAAUCUUUAGGGGGUAAAUACUUUUCACAGCAUUGUAGAUAAUACAGGGAUAAAGAACAGCAUGAUGCACAACUGUCUAAUGUGUUUUUCCUUCAGACACAAAAGUUAAAAACUAAGUCUACCAUUUUUUCAGCUGACUUCCACAUUUUAUAACAACAUUUUUCGUUGAUAUUUUUUUAAUAAACUAAUUCAACAUUCUCCCAAACAGCUUUAAAAAGUCAGUCUGAAAAGUUCUAAUUUAUUGCAACCUCUAGAGAUUUCUCUGCUUUAUUAUUUAGAUAUCCCUGGAAACAUUAAAAAGUUGAAAUUAUAUUUUUGAAUCAUUCGUAUUUUUUAUUUCAGACCUCCAUGAAGAUAGCCUAGCUUGAUUCUUGAAAGGUUUUAUUUAGAUGAGUAGCUGAAGUAUACAGAAAAUCUUGUCAGCUGAUUUUUAGCCAAUCAUUCUUUUCAGUUAAUUCUGUCAGGAUGUUUGUGGUAAACAUGAUGUUAUUUUGUAUUUAUUGUAGACUUCUUGGAUCUGAAAGACUUUUAUGGUUUGAGUUCAGAUCGUUGUCGGAAAUCUGUUUCAGUUUGAUUCAACUUUGGUUUCUAACUGCCAAUAAAACAUCCAAUCAAACCUAAA